ACUUCAGCUCUAGGGCAAACCAACUCUUUAUAAAAGACAAACCACUUCACUUCGUUUUCGUGUCUCAGAAAGUUCCCAUGCCUCGCUUUCUGUUUCUCUCCUGAGCUUUGGCUCCCUUUCUUCUUCUGUUAAGCAGAGCCGCCAGUCCUCAUCGUCUUAACUGGCACUUGGCGGGCGAUAUGGCCGUGGUAGCUCGUAUCAGACUCCCCGAAUUCGGGGCCCCGGAGAUCGUGCCGAGCGUUCGCGGGGUUGCAUCUGAACCGGCGACGCCGGUGUACGAACACAAGAUUUAUGUCGCGGUCGGGAAGGAUGCGAAAGAGAACAAAGCGAAGAUUGCUUGGACGGUGCACCAAUCAGGAAGAGACUUCAAGAUCUGUAUCAUUCAUGUUCUGGUUAGAUCACGGAGGAUCCCCAUGGGAGGCCUGGGUGCCGGACUCCCCGCAAGCUCGACAAACGAGAUAAGGUUGAGUGAACACAGAGAAAACGAGAAGAUAAACAUGGAUAAAAUCUUGGACAACUGCCUGCUCGUUUGUAAACAGAUGGGGGUACGAGCGGAAAAAGAAUACAUAGAAUCGGACAGCGUCGAAAAGGGGAUCGUGGAGCUCAUUGAUCUGCACGGGAUCAGAAAGCUUGUGAUCGGUGCGGCAGCAGACAGGCGCUAUUUCAGGAGGAUGACCGAAAUCAGGUCCGACAAAGCCAUCUUCGUUCGCGAUAAAGCGCACAUCUCUUGUCACAUUUGGUUUAUCUGCGAUGGCCACCUUAUUCACACAAGGGAAGCUCGGACGGUUCCAGCAGUUGCAGAAGUUCCUACUAAUGCGCCAUCGCCGACGACACCAACCCCUGGAGCCGGGAUGUCAGUUCUCUCAAAGUCAAAAUCCACCACGCUGAAGAGGAGUAGCACGACGAAGUUGAGCAAUCCAUUUCAAGACAUGGUGAAAAGAACCUUCUCUUGGAACACCGACCAACGUGCGGUGAUGCGAAUAGCUUCUCCUUCUUCCUCGGAUAGCUCUCCAGAGCAGCCCAAUUCAGCAAGCAUAAUGCCGGCAAGGCAAGACACUUUCCAAGAACUCGAAUCAGCUUUGACGAGUCUUUCCCAACGUCCGCAGUCGAUGCAGUCGGUCUAUCAUACCAGCCAGUCAUCAAUUUCCAACACUCAGGAUAUGAAUGAUGCGCGAGAAGAUGAAGAGCUUGAGGAGGGAGCGACGACUUGUGCUGAAGCGGAAGUAGAUAUCACCGAAGGCUGGCCAAAGGAUCCCGGAAAGAGAUUAUAUGCUGAGCAGUUGGAGGAAGAACUUGAGAAGUUGAAGGAUCAACGAGACAAAUUGAUGGAAGAACUUCACAUUGCUCAGGCCCGGAAAUCGCAGCUCGAGAACCAAUUUGUGGAGUCCGACCAGAGCAGAAAGGAGUUGGAGCUGAAAAUCAUUGAGAGCGACGAAAUGUUGCGGACUUUUAGACAAGAGCGAGAGCUGCUGCGGAUCGACCUUGAUAACGCACGGGAAAAGGCCGAGGAGGUGAGCAGAAGAAGCAAAGGAGAUUCCUCGGGCACAAAGUACUUCUCUGAGUUCUCCAUGACCGAAAUCACGGAAGCUGCGCAGAACUUCCAUGAAUCCUUGAAGAUCGGAGAAGGCGGUUCUGGGAGCGUGUAUAGAGGCUUCCUUCGACAUACGCGAGUGGCUAUAAAGAUCAUGAAAUUUCCUGGAAUGCAAGGUUCAAAAGAAUUUCAACAGGAGGUGGAUGUGCUGAGCAAGGUGAGGCAUCCUCAUCUCAUCACGCUAAUCGGCGCUUGUCCCAAGCCGUGCACUCUUGUUUACGAAUAUAUACCAAACGGUAGCCUCGAAGACUGGCUCCGCAGCAGGGACAAGGCGAAGCAACUGCCGUGGCAAGCCCGCAUACGCAUCGCCAAGGAGCUCUGCUCCGUCCUGGCCUUCCUCCACUCUUACAAGCCUCACAGCAUCGUCCACGGGGAUGUCAAACCGGGGAACAUCCUACUGGACGAGCAUCUCAUGAGCAAGCUCAGUGAUUUCGGCAUCUGCCGACUGCUGUCUGGCGGCCAGCGCUCGAUCAACAACACCACCGUAGCGUACCCGACCGACCCGAAAGGGUCGUUCGGGUACAUGGACCCCGAGUUCCUCGUCACGCGAGAGCUGACCACGAAGUUCGACGUUUAUUCUUUCGGUAUUAUACUGCUUGAGCUUUUGACGAGGAGGCCCCCCUUAGGAAUAGCGAAUGUAGUGCAAAGGGCAAUUAGCACAGGGACUUUGGACGCCAUCUUGGAUCCUUUGGCUGGAGAGUGGCCCUAUAUGCUGGCUGAGAAGUUGACUCGGUUGGCUUUGAGGUGCUGCGAGAUUAGCAGAAAGAAUAGGCCGGAUCUCCGGUCAGAAGUGUGGACGGAGCUCGAAUCGGUCGCCGCUUCCUAUCGAUAGACCAAGACUUCUGAAUAUUCAGUAUUGAGCGAUAUACAUGUUCGGACGUGUACUUUACUUCAUGUAAAUUAAAUUUCCAGGUCAUGUGUGGCGGUCGUCGGUGUGUGCCGGCCAGUUUGUGUGCAUGUACAUGCAUAGGUUUUUCGCUUCGUCAUGUGUUGAGCUAUCUUGUUGAAAGUUCUUUCUGUAUAUACCCACCAUUGCUCUUAUGAAUAGAUUUUUGCUGUGCAUUAA
This is a messenger RNA of Rhodamnia argentea, 2657 nucleotides long. RefSeq names its product U-box domain-containing protein 33-like. Bases 180 to 2423 code for a protein of 747 amino acids. Gene Ontology annotation, molecular function: protein kinase activity; ATP binding. NCBI's taxonomy places the organism in Eukaryota, Viridiplantae, Streptophyta, Magnoliopsida, Myrtales, Myrtaceae. The record is from RefSeq and is a predicted model, not a curated record. The transcript has 8 exons. Gene Ontology annotation, biological process: protein phosphorylation.